Molecule: messenger RNA, 1655 nt
Organism: Bactrocera latifrons
Lineage: Eukaryota; Metazoa; Arthropoda; Insecta; Diptera; Tephritidae
Product: putative inorganic phosphate cotransporter
Exons: 4
Coding region: 114-1571 (485 amino acids)
Biological process (GO): transmembrane transport; monoatomic anion transport
Cellular component (GO): plasma membrane
Molecular function (GO): transmembrane transporter activity
Source: RefSeq, a predicted model, not a curated record
GCGGUCAGCUGUCGUUGCACAAAUGCAGCUGCAUUCAAAAGCAUUUCGGAAUUCGUUACAAAAAAGUGGUAGUAAAUUUUGAAUUUAUUGAAACUUUGAGUCAAUCGUGAACCAUGGUCUUGAACCAGAGCAUCAAGGAAGCAAAGCUGCCGAUCUUCGGUCGACGCCAUGUACAGUGUUUAUUGCUCUUCUUUGGCGUCUCGCUCAUCUAUGCCAUGCGCGUCAAUCUUUCCAUUGCCAUUGUGGCGAUGAUGGAUAAGAAUGCGUCAAAUCCCGAUUUUCCUGAUUACAAAUGGUCGGAGCAAACAAAAUCUCGAGUGAUCAGCAGUUUCUUCUGCGGUUACAUUUUCACACAAGUUCCUGGUGGCAAUUUGGCGCGACGUUUCGGUGGCAAAGUAAUGGUACUUUUUACGAUGACCAGCAGCAGUAUAUUGGCUAUAUUGACACCGUGGGCCGUCAGCAUAGGCGACUGGUGGUUAUUAUGUGUUCUACGCUUCCUACAAGGCUUAGGACAGGGUUCGACCAUGCCAGCUACGGUAACAAUACUGGCCAAAUGGGCGCCAGUUGAGGAACGCAGCUCUUUGGGAACAUACCUCUUUUCGGGAGCACAAUUCGGCACAGUUGUAAUGUUGGGUAGCAGCGGCGCACUGGCCUCCUCCAGCUUAGGUUGGCCAAGUAUUUUUUAUAUACCCGGUAUGUGCGGUUUGUGUUGGGCAUUAAUUUGGCUAUGGCUUGGCGCGAGCUCACCGCGAGAUUGUAAAGCUAUUACACUUGCUGAACGCAAUCACAUCGAAACCUCAUUGAAUGCACACAAGAAAGAUGACCACGAACAUGAAAUGCCCACCAAAGUACCGUGGCGUAAGAUAAUCACUUCACCACCAUUUUUGGCAUUACUAGUGGCACAAUGCGGCUACACAUGGGCCUUCUGGACUCUGCUCACGCAAAUACCGUCGUAUAUGAAUAGUGUACUUCACAAAGAUAUUAAGAGUAAUGCGUUACUCUCUUCCCUACCGUAUCUCACGAUGGUAAUUUUGGGUUUCAUUUGUUGUCCCUUCGUUCGUGCUUUCGAGGAAUCAAAAGUAGUUAGUACGACAACUUCGCGCAAAAUUUUUAAUACCAUCGGUCAAUGGAUACCCGUACCCACAUUCAUAUGGUUGGCUUACGUGAGCGCAGAUGAAAGUGAUUUGGCUGUGGUGCUCUUAACGGUGACUGUUGCGAUCAGCUCGAUAACACAUUUUGGCUGGCAGGUGAAUCAUAUUGAUCUCUCACCACACUUUUCUGGCACAUUGGUGGGUUUGACAAACACAGCCGCAAAUAUAAUGAGCAUCAUUGCACCACUGGUUGUCGGAUAUAUCGUGACCGAUCCGACAAGUUCACAACAAUGGCGUAUAAUAUUUUUCAUCGCUGGCGGCUACAAUUUCAUUGCGAAUGCGCUAUUCCUCGCAUUCGGCUCAGCAGAAAUGCAACCCUGGCAUAAUGACGAAGUCAAGGUGCAGGAGCUACAACCACUAAAUGAGAGUUCGCUGGUGACGAAACCGGUUGACGUUGAGAAGGGGAAGGAAGCUGUUUAAUUCUUUUUUGUAUAUUAUUUGUUUUAAUUUUUUGUUUAACAAAAUAUYUCGGUAUUUYAUUUUAUAUUUAUCGGUAWKUCAUCG